Messenger RNA from Penicillium taxi, 1749 nucleotides. Its product is annotated as putative CTP synthase. Lineage: Eukaryota; Fungi; Ascomycota; Eurotiomycetes; Eurotiales; Aspergillaceae. Gene Ontology annotation, cellular component: cytoophidium; cytoplasm. The record is from RefSeq and is a predicted model, not a curated record. Gene Ontology annotation, biological process: CTP biosynthetic process; pyrimidine nucleobase biosynthetic process. The transcript is spliced from 8 exons. The coding region runs from base 1 to 1749 and encodes 582 amino acids. Gene Ontology annotation, molecular function: identical protein binding; CTP synthase activity.
AUGAAGUACGUUCUGGUUUCUGGAGGUGUCAUCUCUGGUGUUGGAAAGGGCAUUAUCGCCUCCAGCACUGGUCUCCUUCUCAAGUCGAUGGGUCUCACCGUAUCGAGUAUCAAAAUUGACCCCUACAUCAACAUUGAUGCCGGGACAAUGUCGCCCAUCGAGCAUGGCGAGGUUUAUGUCACAGACGACGGCGGUGAGAUGGAUCUCGAUCUCGGUAACUACGAGCGCUACCUAUUGACCACCCUCACUCGCGACCACAACAUCACUACUGGAAAAAUUUACGAACACGUUAUUACUAAGGAGCGAAUUGGUCACUAUCUCGGAAAGACAGUUCAAGUUGUUCCUCAUGUCACCAAUGCCAUCCAGGAUUGGAUUGAGCGUGUCGCUAAGAUCCCUGUUGAUGAGUCUCGUGCGGAGCCCGAUGUUUGCAUCAUUGAGCUAGGUGGUACCGUGGGUGACAUUGAGAGUGCUCCUUUCAUUCAUGCCGUCAGUCAGCUUCAAAGACGUGCUGGUAAGGGCAACUUCGCCCAUAUCCAUGUGUCUUAUGUUCCAGUCCUCCCCCCUGGACCUGGAGGUGAACAGAAGACCAAGCCCACCCAGAGGGCCAUCAGUGAUGUUCGCAGCGCUGGCCUGAAUCCGGACCUGAUUGCUUGUCGUUGCGAGCUGCCCCUGGAGGACAGCACCAUUCAGAAGAUCGCCAAUAUGUGCUCCAUGGACACAAAGCAAGUUAUCGCCGUGCACAAUGUGACAACUACAUACCAUGUACCUAUGCUUUUGGAGAAACAGCAGCUCAGCAACAUUAUGAGCGAGCUUCUCAACCUUUCCUCUGUUCAUCGCCCAGUUGAGCGAGUUGAGCAGGGUAAGCUGAUGUGGAAAGAUUGGUGUGAACUUGCCCGGGGCCAGGACCACGUCCAUGACGUCGUGAAGAUCGCCUUGGUAGGCAAAUAUACUUCCCUCAAGGACGCUUAUAUCAGUGUUUCAAAGGCACUUGAACAUGCAGCCAUGUACACUCACAGAAAGGUUGAAGUUAUCUGGGUUGAUUCGUCUCACCUUGAGGAUGAAGCCCAGCUGAACUCUCCCACUGAGUUCCACAAGGCCUGGCACAAUGUCUGCAUUGCCGACGGCAUCCUUGUCCCCGGUGGAUUCGGAACUAGAGGCUGCGAGGGAAUGAUCAAGGCUAUUACUUGGGCCCGUACGAACAAGAAGCCUUUCCUCGGUGUUUGCUUGGGUAUGCAGCUAUCCGUCAUUGAAUAUGCGCGCAAUGUUGCUGGCAUUAAGGAUGCCGGUAGCGAGGAACUCCACCCAACGGCGGAAAACCACGUGAUUGUCUACAUGCCUGAGGUGAACAAGGACAAACUUGGUGGAACCAUGCGUCUCGGUAAGUACCCCUGUAUCUUCCAGGAAGGUACCGAGUCCUCGAAGCUGCGUGCCCUUUACGGCCCUUCGGUGUCUCAAAUUAGCGAGCGCCACCGUCACCGCUACGAGGUCAACCCAGAGCUGGUUGGAACUCUUGAGAAGGCCGGCUUGACCUUUGUCGCCAAAGACGAGAAGGGUGAGCGUAUGGAGGUUAUCGAGAUCCUAGACCACCCCUGGUUCGUGGGUGUGCAGCCCCACCCUGAAUAUCUCAGCCGUGUCCUGAGCCCCAGCAAGACAUUCCUUGGUUUCUUUGCUGCCGCCGCCGGCUGCCUAGAGGAAGUGACCAAGGCUGUGAAUAACGGCCAGCGCAGCAUUGGAAAAUCCGAGCAAUAG